GUAGAUGUAGUGUCAACUCCAGACUGCUUUUUGUCCAGAAUGACACGAGUAGAAAAGUUCUUCUGCGGAAACGGCUACAAAUUACAGUCCCUAGACCCCAAUGACCAGGCUAUCUGUCAACGUAUAUAAAAUCUCUAAGUUUCUCUUCAAUCAGUACUGAUUUGGUUUCCGGGAAUGAAGUGAACUGGGCUAGUCGUAUCAUCGAAUAAUGUCUAACGUCAAGCGCAUCAUCGCCCUCCUAGGGUUCUCAUCGGCUGUUCUAGCUAGUCCGUUCUUGGCGAAGAACUCCAACGAAGGGUCUAUCGUUCCCGAUAAGUACAUCAUUCGCGUUGCCCCAGGUACCUACGAUACGGAGUUUGAGAGUCACUUGAGCUGGGUCGCCAGCGUUCACAAACGCAGUUUAAAUCGUCGGAGAACUGUUGGAGUCGAAAAGACAUUCAGCAUCGGUAACUUCAAGGCUUACGCCGGAGAGUUCGAUGCGGAAACCGUUGCAGAAAUUGAAAAGGACGGAUACGCCGUUAGCGUAGAGCCAGACCGAGUUGCUGAGAUGACAACCCUGGUCACCCAAGCAGCUGCUCCGUGGGGACUUUCGAGCCUGUCUUCGACAACUCCUCUGGUGGACGGCAGCAGCUCCAGUCCUUACGUGUACGACAGCGCCGCCGGAGAAGGGACCUACGCUUACGUCCUUGAUUCUGGAGUCACCACAGAGCACGCAGAAUUCGAGGGGCGUGCCAUUCGAGGCUACAAUGCUUGGGCACCCAAUUAUCCUUUCGAGGACGAGUUCGGUCACGGUUCCCAUGUUGCGGGUAUCAUUGGCGCAGCUACAUAUGGCGUGGCGAAGAAAGCGACCGUUAUCGAUGUCAAGGUCGUUCGGGGUCUUGGCUACUCUACCGUUGCUCAUGUGCUGGAUGGGUACAGCUGGGCCGUCAACAACAUUACCGACACCCCUGGACGGGUCUCUCAAGCUGUCAUCAAUAUGAGUCUAGCAUUUCCGAAGAGCGACGUGAUGAACUCAGCAAUAGAUGCAGCUUUCGAUCUUGGUGUCACAACCGUGGUCGGUGCCGGAAACGAUGGCAAGGACGCAUCGGCCAAGUCUCCUGCUUCUGCCCAGAAAGCCAUCACAGUCGGCGCGAUCGCCUGGAAUUGGACUCGGGCAGACUGGAGCAACUUUGGACCCGACGUAAACAUCUUUGCGCCCGGUCUUGACAUUCCGUCGCUUUGGAGGCAGCCUGGGCAGGUGUCAGUGGUUUCUGGAACGUCAAUGGCAACACCUCAUGUCGCUGGACUCGUUGCAUAUCUCCAGGCAUUGUAUCCUCUCCAGAAUGCGGCGGCCGUUGUAGAGAAGUUGAAUGAGCUUGCGAUCAAAGGUGUGGUUGGAAAUCCGGGAAGUGGGAGCGCGAACAUCCUCGCUCACAGCGGUGUUGUCUCCUUCUGAGUUGCAUCAUUGACGAGGGGCAGAAGGAGAUAGAACUCGAUUCAAGAGGGCUUGCAUGUAGACUCAUGCCAUGAUAAUGCAGCCAAGCAGCGCACUUGGAAGGUGUCAACGUGACGGCUAUCGCACGCAGCUCAAAUUGUCCUGCGAGAUACGCGUCGUGGAGUCUCUAUCACUCACUUUAGCUAUCUCGCGGUUGUAGACGCAUGUCCUUGCAGAGUCUCGGCAGCCCAUUUCUAGUUCCACUGCGUCGGACAUGUCGCAGAAUCAGGUCCAGAAGAGAAAUGUUCGGCGAGAAUUGCGGAGUCAAGUUGGAUUCCUGCGCGAGACAUGCAUCUUCGCUCGUCUCCUCACCGAACCGCGUCCCUCGAGACCCUCUUAUUCUCCAAAUACGUCAUGCAAGAAUGAAACUUGGAGUAAGACGAAUGGAUGCUGUGUGUAUCACCCCCAGCCAUCUC
This is a messenger RNA of Colletotrichum godetiae, 1890 nucleotides long. RefSeq names its product peptidase S8/S53 domain-containing protein. Gene Ontology annotation, biological process: proteolysis. The record is from RefSeq and is a predicted model, not a curated record. NCBI's taxonomy places the organism in Eukaryota, Fungi, Ascomycota, Sordariomycetes, Glomerellales, Glomerellaceae. The transcript is spliced from 4 exons. Gene Ontology annotation, molecular function: serine-type endopeptidase activity. The coding region runs from base 209 to 1435 and encodes 408 amino acids.